AUGGCCAUUACUACUAGCAAACCAAUAAAUACUAAGCUGAUUAUUGAACAACUAAAGAAUUAUCAGGGUUCUCAAAACAUAAGCGUAGACAUUCCGAAUGAAUUAACCAUUAAAACAGAACAAGGGGAAACUUCUCCCCUAAUUAAUAAUUCUGCUGGCUCAAUUAGACACCCCAAACGGCAAUUAUCUCUUGGUUCUCAAUCGCAAAAUAACCAAGGGGAAUCUAAAUUUGUUAAAGAAGAAACCGAGUUAAGGGAAGUUCAAGAUUAUAUUGAUCAAAAUUAUCCCAAAGCUCAAAGAGCAAGGGUGCAAAAACUAGAUCUCCGUAAUCUUGAUCUCGAAGGUGAUUUAGAUUUAAAAGACUUUACGCACUAUUGCUUUAAAGUAAUCGUUGUUGGCAAUCCUCGCUUAGGGGGAAUAAAAAAUAAAUCUGAGUGGUACACUGCCAUCGUUAACAAAAUUUAUUCCACUACCCAAGAAUGGUUAGAGCAAGAGUAUUCGCAAAAAGAGCAAACAAAUGAAAUUAUCUUAUCAGGAAUAGAAUUUGAGCAACCGAGCGAAUUACUUAUUAGUGAUUACCCUAAUGUAAAAGAAAUAAAAACCGAGGGCUAUUGCCAAAACGAAAUUUACAACAUAACCAAAGUAACUAUUAAUAAUUGUCCACAAUUGGAAGAAGUAUGCAUUCCCAACUUUUCCAAUCAAUUUCUUAGUUUACACCACUUACCCAGUUUGAAGAAAUUUCGUUGUGGGUAUGGUCAACUCACGGGUUGCUUGGAUUUAACUCCUUUUACUAAUUUGGAAUCAGUGCAUUGUUUUGGUAAUCAACUUACCGAAAUAAAGUUACCGGCCGAGAAAUUAGAAGAAUUAGCCGCCAGCGGAAGUAACCAACUUGUUGGUUCUUUAAAGCAUUUAAAAAGCUUAACUAAAUUAAAUUUUUUAACUAUUUGCGACACCGAUAUUGAUAGCGGCUUAGAGUAUUUGUCUGAGGAGUUGACUACCGGAAUAAAUUCUAAUCCGGAAUUAGUUAAUAACGCUAAACAAAUCAAAGAACUAGGUGUUUUGAGCAACAAUUUACAGUUGGCUUUUACUAACCACACAAAUACCAACAAGAAGUGCUUUCAAAAAAGCGGAACCAAAUCUACUUCGACAAACGUUGGAGAAAAAGAGGUUAACCAUAUUAACCAUUCUGAACAAUUGGCUACUGAACAAACCGAACGAGAGUAUUUAAACUCGUUGUCGACAUUGAUGCCCCAACAAAAGUCGUAG
Molecule: messenger RNA, 1266 nt
Organism: Racocetra persica
Lineage: Eukaryota; Fungi; Glomeromycota; Glomeromycetes; Diversisporales; Gigasporaceae
Source: the annotation of a GenBank genome assembly